AUGUAUCUAGUUCUUGCCGUCGCUGGCCUCGCCAGCCUAUAUAUUGUUGGUAUAUUGUUCUCUCGCGCAUCGUCCCGCGCAUCCCUGCCACCAGGCCCGAAGCCACUGCCGAUUGUUGGCAAUGUGCGCGAUCUGCCCGCGUCUGGCUCUCCAGACUGGGUGCACUGGCUGAAGCACAAAGAGCUAUAUGGGCCUAUCAGCACGGUGUCUGUUCUCGGCCAGCGCCUCAUCAUCCUCAAUGAUGCUCGACUUGCAUUCGAACUGCUGGAGAAAAAGUCCGUGAUAUACUCGGACCGCCCUACACUGCCGUUUGCCACUCUAUGUGGCUUGGAUGGCACGGUAUUGAUGCAACGGUACGGCAAACGCCUUCAGACCUACCGCAAGUACAUCCAUCGCGAGCUGGGCUCCAGCCUCAGCGUUUCGCGGUUUAAUAAAGCCCAAGAGACUGAGGUCCGUCGCUUCCUGGUCUGCCUGCUGGAUGCGCCCCAGCGUUUACCACAGCAUGCGAGGAAGCUUGCCGGGGCCUUGACUCUCAAGUUCCUGUACGGCUAUCGCAUGGACUACACCGCGCCAGAUCCCCUUCUGGACUUCAUCGACAGGACUAUGGAAAAGGUUCUUGCGGCGCUCGUCCCCGGGACAUGGCUAGUGGACGCUGUGCCUAUCUUGCGACACGUCCCGGCGUGGUUCCCAGGCGCAGGCUUUCGACGAGUCGCGCAACUGCUUGGGAAGGAUCUUCAGGCUAUGGCAGAUGUCCCGUUCAGAUUUGUGCAAGAGCAAACCAAUUCACACAGCGUCGAGGCCGAGGCUUCGUACGUCGGUAAUCUUCUGCAAGACAGGGACAUCCCUUCCGGGUCCGAGCAAGAGACCGACGUCAAGUGGAGUGCCCUCUCACUCUAUUUUGGAGGUGCUGACACGACCGUUUCAACGAUUUCAUCGUUCUACAUGGCAAUGGCUCUAUAUCCGGAUGUGCGAAAACGCGCCCAGGAAGAGAUUGACCGUGUAGUUGGCCGAAACCGACUGCCGGGGUAUGAGGAUCGCGACAAUCUGCCGUACACCGACGCAAUAGUCAAAGAGGCCCUUCGGUGGCAUCCCGUCACGCCGAUGGGCGUCGCUCACAGCUUGAUGGAGGAUGAUGUCUGUGAUGGCUAUCACAUCCCGAAGGGAUCCAUCAUCAUGCCCAAUAUCUGGGCCUUCUGCCACGACCCAAAGGACUACAAAGACCCCAUGAGCUUCAACCCGGAGCGCUUCCUCGGCGAUUCCCCCGAGCGAGAUCCGCACUCGCUGGCCUUUGGCUUCGGGCGGCGCAUCUGCCCUGGUCGAAUCCUUGCAGACUCAAACCUGUACCUCACUAUUAGCACGUCGUUAGCGGCCUUCGAUAUCGGCAAGGCUGUCCGCGAUGGCAAGGAAGUAGAUCUUCAACCGCACUUUGUACCGGGCAUGGUCAGCCAUCCGGCGCCGUUUGUGGUGGGUAUCAAGCCGAGGGAUCCAAAGUAUGAGGAGAUAAUCCGGUCUGUGGAGGGCGAGCUUCUGUGGGAGACGAGGGACGCAGAUAUGGUCCGGGGAAUGCUUAAAUAG
Aspergillus puulaauensis is the source of this 1575-nucleotide messenger RNA. RefSeq names its product cytochrome P450. NCBI's taxonomy places the organism in Eukaryota, Fungi, Ascomycota, Eurotiomycetes, Eurotiales, Aspergillaceae. Bases 1 to 1575 code for a protein of 524 amino acids. Gene Ontology annotation, molecular function: monooxygenase activity; iron ion binding; oxidoreductase activity, acting on paired donors, with incorporation or reduction of molecular oxygen. The record is from RefSeq and is a predicted model, not a curated record. The transcript has 7 exons.